Messenger RNA from Boleophthalmus pectinirostris (great blue-spotted mudskipper), 2622 nucleotides. Its product is annotated as NACHT, LRR and PYD domains-containing protein 3-like. The transcript is spliced from 7 exons. The record is from RefSeq and is a predicted model, not a curated record. NCBI's taxonomy places the organism in Eukaryota, Metazoa, Chordata, Actinopteri, Gobiiformes, Gobiidae. Gene Ontology annotation, molecular function: protein binding. The coding region runs from base 1 to 1569 and encodes 522 amino acids.
AUGGGAGAGGGGCGACCCUUGUCGGCCGCGCCCCGGCCCCGUCACGAACGGCUCUGCCCACCGACCCGCGCGGGCCGGCUAUCCUGGACCACUCGAAGAUCCGCGGCGCUACGGUAUCGUUACUGGGUGAACAAUCCAACGCUUGGUCCAAAUGGACACCUGGACCUGUUCCUGCGCUUCCUCCUGGGACUGUCUCUGCCGACCAAUCAGAGGCUGCUGCAGGGUCUGCUGACUCACACAGGAAGUGAACAGACCAAUCAAAAGACAGUAAAGUUCAUCAAACAGAAGUUGAAUGAAAAGGGUCUGUCUGUAGAGAGAAGUCUGAACCUGCUACACUGUCUGAACGAACUGAAUGACCACAGUCUGGCUGAUAAGAUACAGGAGUACAUGCAAGACAAAGUGCUCUCCUGGUUAAGUUCUCCUGCUGAGUGGUCGGCUCUGUCCUUCCUCUUACUGUCCUCAGACUCAGACCUGGAGGAGUUUGAUCUGAGGAAAUACCAGGCCUCAGAGACAGCUCUCCUGGGUCUGCUGCCGGUGGUCAGAGCCUCCACCAAAGCCCUUCUUUGUGGCUGUGGUCUGUCUCCUCACAGCUGUGCUCCUCUGGCCUCAGUCCUCAGCUCCUCCAGUCUCACACAUCUGGAUCUCACUAACAACGACCUCCAGGACUCAGGAGUGGAGCUGCUGUGUUCUGGACUGAAGAGCGCCCCCUGCAGACUGGAGACUCUCAGUCUUUGUGGCUGUGGUCUGUCUCCUCACAGCUGUGCUCCUCUGGCCUCAGUCCUCAGCUCCUCCAGUCUCACACAUCUGGAUCUCACUAACAACGACCUCCAGGACUCAGGAGUGGAGCUGCUGUGUUCUGGACUGAAGAGCGCCCCCUGCAGACUGGAGACUCUCAGUCUGUCUGGAUGUCUGGUCUCAGAGAGGGGCGGGGCUGCUCUGGCCUCAGCUCUGAGCUCCGCCUCCUCCCACCUGAGAGAGUUAGACCUCAGCUACAACCAUCCAGGACCCUCAGCAGAGCUCCUGACCGCUCUACGGGACGACCCCCACUGCCCCCUGCAGUCUCUCAGGUUGGAUCCUGCUGGAGAACAGUGGAUGGUCCCAGGUCUGAGGAAGUAUUCCUGUGAGUUUUCUCUGGAUCCAAACACAGCUCACAGAAACAUCAAACUGUCUGAGGACAAACGGACAGUGACCUUUGUGACAGAGGAGCAGCAGUAUCCAGAUCAUGAGGAUAGAUUCACAGACAGGUGUCAGGUCCUGAGCUCCACUGGCCUGAGGAGGCGCUGUUACUGGGAGGUGCAGUGGAGGGGGAUGGUUGAAACAGCAGUGAGUUACAGAGGAAUCAGACGGAGAGGAGAGACAGAGGAUUGUGAGUUUGGAGGCAAUGAUCAGUCCUGGAGUCUGAGGGUCUUGAGUGGACGUUACUUUGUCCGACACAACAAUGAACAAACACGAGUCUCCUCAAACCUCCACCUCUUAGGCACACCGGGUGUGUCCUCAGGCACAGUGGACAAGUCCUCAGGCACAAGUGGACAAGUCCUCAGGCACAGUGGGUGUGUUCUUGGACUCUGAGGCUGGAUCUUUGUCCUUCUAUGAAGUUCGCUCUGGUGAUGAACUGUUUCACCUCUACACCUUCAACUCCUCGUUCACUCAGCCACUGUUCCCUGGGUUUACACUGUGGUGUGAAGGUUCCUAUUUGUCUGUGGUGGAUCUGAGGACAUAAAUCUCUGGUGGACAUUUGUGAACAACUCUUUGAACUGUUUAUGAGAGGGUUGUCAGACUUAAUAUUAAUUUAGUUCCAGGCCAUAUUAAAAGGUACAGUGGUCAGCUGUGUUAAAUGCACCCAUCUGAAUAACUUAUUGCAUCAACCACUUGUUUCUUGCCCAUUGUGAAAAACUUUUGGACACCUCUGCUUUAUGACAUAAACUUGUGAGGGAAAGGGAUCCUCGGAGGAACAGGGGGCACCAUGGUAACACAAGUGUAACUAUUGUGAUUUCAUGUGUAACCAGAUAAAAACUGGGGUACCUGUGAAAAACUGUAGAUUGUAAUGUAAAUCCUGUUCAUUUUUUGUUUGUUCAUUGUGACACCUGUUUUCCCCGCAAGGGUGCUGUAUGGUUUUGCACGAACGUUGAAAGGGGACAGUCUCGCGCACUUUCGGUAGAGAAAGCAUCAGAAGGGUUCUAUGUUUUGCUGGAGAAAGAUCUGUUUAGCCCCCAAAAGUUCAUACUCGACCAUAUCUGUGAGGAAAUGGCUAUACAAUGAGAUAUUGUUUAUUGUUUAUGUGUUCUAAGAAAUAAUAUUGAAAUGUGUUUAUUUUUAUCCUCUUUCAGAGGUGCCACUGCCGUUCUGUGUGGAUGUUUUGUGUACCUGUUAUUUUAGUGAUAACACUGUAAUAAUGCCCAUUGGUUCUGUUUCUGAACUAGUGAAGAGACAAAGAAAUAAGGAACCCCAAAUUUGAAGUACGGUGUGCUCUAUAUCCCUGGCUUCACAUGUUGGACACAGCCAUGAGUCAACCAACAGGAUUUUAUGGUUAAUUUGACAUAUCUUAAAAAUUAUAUGUAAUAAAUAAGCAUAUAAUAUUAAAGCAUGAAAAAUUACUAAUUCCCCCUAAUACUGUCUUAUUUA